Lingula anatina is the source of this 2058-nucleotide messenger RNA. RefSeq lists its product as uncharacterized. Lineage: Eukaryota; Metazoa; Brachiopoda; Lingulata; Lingulida; Lingulidae. The record is from RefSeq and is a predicted model, not a curated record.
ACGCUGUUUUUAGGAUUCUUCGGAAGUAAAUUGAAUACUGUUUCAGUUCAGAUCGAGAGACAUCAGCGGGGUGUGUGCAGAAUCCUACAAAAAGACACGGACAAAUUGAGACUGUUAGAUAUGGCUCAUCGACAAUCCCAUUCUAUCAAACUACAAUUCCCAGCCACAGGGAAUUUCAAGUAUAACUACGUCAGAGAGAGACUUUCUGCUAUAUAUCGAGAGACGCAUAUUAGCAAACUGCGUGACAUUCUCCCUUGGACAGAGUCUGAAUUCAUUGAGGUGAUCGUCCUUGGAGAAAAUGCUGAUCAACUGGCUACUCAAAUGCAGUCAGGGGGAUUUGACAGAGUAGAUGUUUUAAAGUCAGAGCAAGAUGUCAGCCGAGAUGUACCACGACUGUACAUAUUUGCCUCCAAAAUGAUUCCCGCAAAAGAGGACGUUCAACUUUUACAAGGGAUAUUGAAUCAGGCAGAGCAUGAAGUAUGCUCUGUGGUGUCCGUCGCAUUUACUACAAGUGCCUUUAGUCAGGAGGAGUGUCCUAUGGCAAAACAAGAUAUCGUUGAAAAAAUCUUACAAAAAGCCAGUCCGUAUUUACCAACUGAAGUAUUGAAUUCAAUAUCCGAUGACAUUCUGUAUUGGAAUAACGAAAUAGAUAUUACAGAAAAAGUGUUUUUUUACUUGAUGGAAGCUGUAGAAAAAGUCAUGACAGAAUUCAUGGAAAUUGUUAGAAAAAUGAUCGCCAGCUUGGAAAAGAAUUUGGUAAAAUCAAAGAACAAUCGAGAGUCCAUUUUCCAGUCAGAUUCCGAUGAUGACAAUGAACGACCAAAUACUAAAGAUUUAGAAAAGCUCAAACUUUUGCAAUUAGAAAUGAAUAAACUAAGUUCAAAGGUAAAAAUGUACAGAAACCCACAUGACUCCUCUCUUCGUGAAACCCCAGUUAUUUCCGAGUCUGUUAAGGUAGAGUUACACAAGAGAUCCUACAUCAGAGCGUUUGGUAUCAUGUUCGGCAAACUCCACAUCUACGUAAAUGAGGGAACAGAUCUAGAACAGCUUGGCAUGAAAAACGACAUUGAACGUAUCGUAUCCGGUGAUGAAUUUUGCAAAGACUUCUGCAUUGAGAAGUGCUCUAAAACUUCAAAGAUCACCCCCUAUGGUUUUGGCGUGGGAUCGAAGCUGUUCAAAAAGCCAGAUAUAAAUUCCAAGUUCGGUACGCUGGGGUGUUUAGCGUUUGGUGAUGGGAAAGUUGAAGAUGUUUUUGCUGUCACUUGUGAGCACGUGGCUAGAAAGUGCAAGUACGUUGAGCUCGAAGGUGGUUUUCUUCCAGUGGGAACGAUCGCUUAUUCAAAACCAGCCCAAUGGGGACCACUUCAAGGAGGGAUUCCACCUCCAGAACUGAUACUGUGUGGUAUGCGGACUGAUCUAACACUCCAGGCGAUAUUAUCCUACACCACCUUUCCAAGAGACAUUUUUAACAUCAAUGGGGUACAAAAAAUAAUUUGAUUCUGCAUCAAAACCGACUUCCUAUCAGUGAUGGAUGGCCUGGUUCGGGUGCCUUUGGGAUCACUGAACGUAGCAUCCUCAGCUAAUAUCUUAUUCCAUCAGCAAGAACUGACUUUUGGGUAAACUCCAGGCUUUAUCAUGAGUGCACACUUGCUCACAACUCCCACCUAGCAAGUGUUUGAUGAAGAAACACAAUGCUCUAAUGAUGGAAGGACCAUCUUUGAGCCCUGAUAUUAAACUUACUAAUCAACUGUGACAUGAAUUGGAGUGUGCAAUGCAAAGGAGAAGCAACCCCAUAAAAACGUGGACCAACUCCCCCACCUUGUUUAAGAAGAUUGGGACAAUAUCACACAAAACAGAAUUGUUACCCGUGUUGAAGUCUUGUCGCGCCGUCUACAGGAGAUAAUUGCAGUACGCAUUAGACACACACGCUGGUACCCACGUGACUUUUAACGAGCACAUCCUAAUGCUAAUGUGAAUUUGGUGACGUUUGAUGACGUCUUUUUAAUUUAAUAGACAUUUCUUUACAUCUGUAGAAAUCACGGUGAAACAGUGGAUUUG